Molecule: messenger RNA, 5452 nt
Organism: Grus americana (Whooping crane)
Lineage: Eukaryota; Metazoa; Chordata; Aves; Gruiformes; Gruidae
Gene: FAM53B
Product: family with sequence similarity 53 member B
Exons: 7
Coding region: 625-1800 (391 amino acids)
Biological process (GO): positive regulation of canonical Wnt signaling pathway; protein import into nucleus
Cellular component (GO): nucleus
Source: RefSeq, a predicted model, not a curated record
AUUUCCUCCUCCUUCCCUCCCUCCCUCCCUCUCUCCCUCCGCCCGCCCCGCCCGCAGCACGGCGGCGGCGGCGGCGGCAGCGGGAGCGGGGCUCGGAGAGGCGCCCAGAGCCGGCCCGGCCGGGCCGCGCCGCCGCCACCACGAGUGAGUUUGCAACAGCACGGUGCCUGUCACUGGUUAGUGCCGCUGCCUCUGCCGUGCGGGCUCUGCGGAUGCUGGUGUACCUUGGCAGCGCACCUCCUCCUUAGGAAAUCCUCUGGAGUAAAAAACUUUAAUCAGAUGUGGCAGAAGGCUCCAGAUGCCCGUAGCGGUCGUGGAGUGCAGAGCACAGAGGCAAUACCGUCUCUUCUGGAGAUCCCCGAUUUAUCCAGCCCGUGGUCGCAUCUCCCACAUGCCUCGGUAAUCUGCUGCGCCGUGCAGGAGCCUGGGGACGUGCCCCUGCCUUCGAGGGAGUUUUCUGCGCUCGGAGGUUGUUCCUGUGCAUUCCCCGAGGAGCCGGUGGGAGCUGGCGGGGCCGAGCCUUUCCCGGGGGAACAUGCACUGAAAAGAGGAGCUUUGCCAGACCACGGCUGCCAGCGCCCUUCGUCUGGACCCUGAUGGACUCCGAGGCAGGACUGCAUUACCAUGGUGAUGAUCUUAACCAAAACUCGGGCAAACAAAGGUGCUGACUCCGUAACAUGCAGGACUGAGCUGCACACUCCAAAGAUGAGUCAAGGACCUACCCUCUUCUCUUGUGGCGUGAUGGAAAAUGACAGAUGGAGAGAUCUCAGCAGGAAAUGUCCACUUCAGCUCGAGCAGCCGGGCGCCAGCAUCUGGGACUGCUUGUCGGACAAGGGCGAGGAGGGUUCGCGCUGGCCGAGGGAGCCGGCCAGCACCUGCUCCGUCACCAACCUGAUCAAAGACCUCAGCCUCAGCGACCCCCAUGGCAACCCCUCAGCACCCCCCAGCAAGCGCCAGUGCCGCUCGCUCUCAUUUUCGGAUGAAAUGUCAAGCUGCGGGACCUCGUGGAGACCCUUAGGCUCGAAGGUUUGGACCCCGGUCGAGAAACGGCGCUGUUACAGCGGGGGGAGCGUGCAACGCUACUCCAACGGCUUUGCCACCAUGCAGAGGAGCUCGAGCUUCAGCCUGCCCUCGCGGUCCAACCUGCUCUCCUGCGAGCAUCCCGCCCUCAGCAGCCGGCUGGGAUGCCAGCCGAGGAAAUUGGCCAGCGGUGGGCACGGAGGAGACCGGGUGGACAUGCAGAGGUCCCUCUCCUGCUCACACGACCGCUUCUCCUCCUCCGAGUACUGCCCGCCCUCGGCAAGCAGCACGCCCGCCUCCACACCGGAGCUGGGGCGACGAGCCGGCGGGCUCUCCCGAAGCCGCUCGCAGCCCUGCGUCCUGAACGACAAAAAGGUUGGGGUCAAGCGACGGAGACCGGAGGAGGUUCAGGAGCAACGGCCCUCGCUGGACCUCGCCAAGAUGACCCAGAACCGCCAGACUUUCAACAGCCUUACCUGCCUUAGUGCCGCGGCCGAGGACGGCUCCCAGCGGCUCCCCGGCCCCCAGCCAUGGACCACGGCCCCCCGCUCCCCGGAGGUGAUGCCGGGCAGGACCCCCGCCUGCACCCCGGUACCGGAGCUGCCGCGCUCACGGGCCGAUGAGCGCCGGGCCAGCAAGGACGACCUCUCCUGCGAGGAGGAGGAGGAGGGCGGCGGGAAGGAGGAGGAGGGGGUGGCGUGGCGGAGCGGCGGGAUGGGCGCCGAGAGCCUCUUCCAGCUGGACGGCGAGAUAGAUAUCGAGCAGAUAGAAAACAACUGAGGAGGGAGUGGGUCCUCUCGCCCCGGGGUCGGGGGCUGCCAGCAGAGCCGUGGAGGGCUCCCUGCUGCCAGCGCGGGGUUUGCGGGGUCCUGCCUCUGCUCCCCUCCUGCCAGCUGGAGGGGACGAAGCAGCUUUGCCAAAAUUUCAUCAGGUAUUUAGAGUAAUUUGUGUGCGUGCGUGUGUAAAUCUUGAAAUUCUUUGUAACUACUGUAGCCAGACAUCAGCUAGUCGGAGGAAACUGCCUGUCCAACUGGGGAAACCGGGCGCGGGGAUCACCAAAAACUUGCAUUUAGCGAGUAAACGGCUUUUGCCAACACAGGGUUGGAGCUGAGGAGGCCAGCCACACUCCCCUGGGUCCCACCUGCGCUUGUUUGUUCAGGGAUGCAGAAGAAGAAACCACCGCCCAUGGGACUGGAAAAAGUAGGGGGAAACCAGAAUAUUGAGAUUUGCAAACUGAGUGCUGGCUGGUAGCUGCGGGGGCGGUUGCGGCUCUUCUGCCGCAUCCUGCGUGGCCCCAGCACCCCCCCUCGCUCCCCAUCUCCCUGGCAGUGCCGUGAGAAGGAAAUCACAAGUGAAGUGUUUUGCUUAAAUUUAAUAAUGGUAAGAGCUGGAUUUUUACUUUUUUUUUUUUUUUUUUUAAUUUUCCUUUUCCCGAUGAGGAACUAAAGGGACCCCCAGCCCGCACAGCUCCAACGCAGGGCAGCAUCCGCAAAUGCCUUUCUUCCCUAUUUUUUUUUUCUUCCCAGUCCCCUCUCUCAAACCAUCGGGAAAAAGCCCCACAUAGUCUUGGCGCUGCCCUCGCUCGGGUUCCCAACUCCCAGUUUUGAGCGGGGCUGGGCCACGUACCCAUCUGCCCGCGGCUGUGCCCUCUUCGCUACCCGAGGCACGGCUGCCACCCUCUUUUUUUCGCUCUGUCUUACUGUGAAGGGGCUGCACGUCCAAGACACGCCGCGGGGUUACUUGACAAAUAUCAGCUGGCGAAAAGGCUGAAAAUCCAGGUAGCAGCACUGAAAGCUUUUCCUCUACCUGUGCCUUUUUUUAAGCACAGAUAAAGUGGUGACCAUUGCGUUUGUUUGAUAGGAAUUCUCUUUGGUAAAAAUAAGCUGUCCGCUUGCUAACAGGUUUAGAAGGACACAUAUAUUUUUUUUUCUCCCUCUUUUUUUUUUUGCUUUGUUUGUUUGUUUAAAUCUCUACAAAAGCUGUACGAGUGGCUUCCAGCAUCUUCUGUGGGUUCCCUCAAGCUCAGGGUUUACUUCCCGAGCUCUGCAAAAGCGAGAAAGGAAAAAAAAGUCAUUGAUACCAUCAGCAGUUGAAAACAUGACACUUUUAAUGGGGUUUGGCAUUCCUGUUGGCAAAGCUUUAGGAGUCCGUAACUCAGAAAGGGCUGAGAGCCGCUGGUACAGGGUUUAUUCAUCAUUUCUGGUUAUGUUAGUGCACUUUUUCCUGCGGUGGGUCGGGAUGCGUGUGGCAUCUCCCAUCACAGUGGAACCCAUCAGCUGUUAUAUAGCUUUAUCCCUGUCCUGGCACCGCAGAGGUUUUGCUCGUGGCAGCGACCACGUCCGCUCCCUCCAGGCCGGGUGCUGGCAGGCAGGGCCAGCCCCAAAUACUUGGGGAAGGGAUGACAGGGAUGUCUUUUCAUUUUGGGGGACCCGCCAGCUCUUUUAAAGUGUUGCUUUGACGCAUCGUUUAAAAGAAGACACAUCCUGGCUUCAUUUUUAGCCCUCCUGUAGUGGCAGGCGCUGCCUGGCUCAGACAUUUUGGCAGGGUCCAGCCACGCCGGCGUUUCCCCAGGCUGCGGCCACCCCUCGGGUCCAUGCCCCCGCAGUGGCACAACUGCAGCACGGCUCUCGGCUUUGAGCCUUCCUGAUGCUCAAUACCCCCCCCUUCUCUCCGCUGACGUGUCCCCGGUCUCGGGGUGCACAGCUCCCGUUGGCCACAGGCACCUCCUCAGCUGCCGGCUCCUGACUGACCGAAAAAGAGCAAAUUCACCCAAAUCCAUGUCUGGCUGCUGCCGCAGAGCUCCGGGUGGGCUCUGGCGUGUGCGUCACCGGGGCUGUAAUUCCUAAGGGCUUCUGUUUUCUCUCCAAGGGCUGCUCCCGGUGCCAUGCUACCCCCCCGGUAGGAAGGUGAGCAAUGGACCACUACCCAGCUGUGCUCGACGUAACCGUAGCAUUCAGUUUACAUACAGCACAACCCGUUUGCCUUACUAAAGACACUUCUCCGACGAGUCGUGGCCUUACACUGGGCACGUUAGCGUAGGCACAGACUACAGUUAGCGACGGUUUUGAGGCCACGGUGGUGUUCUGUUGGGUAUUUGGUUGUUGGGUUUGUAUGAUUUCAUGUACUUAUUCUCAGUUUAAGAAAGCCUUACUUUUUAAAUAUUUUUUUUCUCUCUCUCUCUGUAGAGGUAAAACAUUUGUGGAUUUAUAUAUAUAUAAAUAUAUAUAUAAAUAAAGUAAUUAAAAAUAUUAAAUAUAAUAUAGUAUGUGCCUCAGAUUCAGGGGACAUCCUGUUGAUUGUAAAGUCAGAAGUGACGUUGCUCCCCGGCAUCAGGAGAUCCGUACCCUACGCCCGCAGCGACCGCAGCGGGAGAGCAGCGCGUCCCCCCCCGGGGGUCCUGCUCUGGGUUCGUAAAGGACUUCACCUAUUAGUACAGAGAUGCUUCGGUAAACCCACCUCCCCCCAGCAAAUUCCUGCCGGCUGCCAGAAUGUGAUAUUAAAGUAAUAUGCAGACAAGGGCUGUUAUUCCUUGCUAGGUAGCUAAAACAGGUUCACGAUUGUGAAGAAACGUGGUGGCUUGUCCAGAGCGUGACCCAGCCUGGCCAGCAGCCGUUGCAGGAUGACAGCAAGCUGUGUCAGCAGCAAGAAGGGUUCAUCGGUGCCAGUCCUGCAAAAAAAAAGGAUUUUAAUAGGAAAAGUCUUAGCACGAGCACAGGGAGUUUGCUGUGCGUUCGCAGAUGCAGCUCUUCGAGCCUGUUCUAUGGAAGAUUACAUUUAAAAAAAAAAGGCAAAAGGAAGUAGUUGUAAAAUAGAUUGUAAUUUUUCCACGUUAUAGCAUAGCCUAUUUGGCCGAUAAAGUUGUGUUUCAAGUGCAUUGUUUAAAAGCUCCUGGCUGAACGGGCUAACAGACUUACGUAGGACGUUAUAGGAUUGUAGCAGUGCUUUACAGCGUAUAUGGGUUUGAUGUUCAAGAAAUCAAAAGAAGAGGAUGGCCAAAAAAAAAAAAAAAAAAAAAAAAAAGCCUUCUGAAGCUAUGACUGUAGUAGCCAAGUCUCGCUGGCAAUUGCACAAGCGCAGCGGGAUGUACGUGUCCCCGGGGAGGGGCUGCCCGAGGUGCCCCCGCCGGUGCGGCUGCCCUCUCCCCGGGCGGGCGAGGAGGCUGCCCACCCGUACCCCCUCCAUGACUUGAUUGCACUAGAGCAGCUCAGUCUCAGGAAAUUGCUUGUUACUUUUACUGUGUAAAUAAAGCUUCCUGGUUCAAUAACCCCCGGCCGGCGUCUCGCCUCUCUGUGCUCUCCCCGUGGCCGGGCACUGCGGUGGGGUCGGGGUGAGGGGGGGACCCAAAAAUGGGUGUGAGUUGGGAAAGCCCCUGGUUGGGACCCUCCAUCGGGGUGUCCAUGUUAGAAAUAAAGUGUCCCAGCCUUGGGUUGUA